This is a messenger RNA of Aspergillus luchuensis, 822 nucleotides long. RefSeq lists its product as uncharacterized. The transcript is spliced from 5 exons. The record is from RefSeq and is a predicted model, not a curated record. Bases 1 to 822 code for a protein of 273 amino acids. Lineage: Eukaryota; Fungi; Ascomycota; Eurotiomycetes; Eurotiales; Aspergillaceae. Gene Ontology annotation, biological process: transmembrane transport. Gene Ontology annotation, cellular component: membrane. Gene Ontology annotation, molecular function: transmembrane transporter activity.
AUGAAUACGAUGUAUUCUAUGACAGGAAUUGAUGCUGCUAUUCACAUUAGUGAAGAGCUCCCUCAACCAGAGAAGCGUGUCCCUCAGGCCAUGACCAUGAGUGUUAUUCUGAGUCUCGCUACCUGUCUUCCAUUGUCGGUUGCACUGAUGUUUUGCAUGUCCGAUAUGGAAGCGGUUAUCAAUUCGGAACUGCCAAGCUUGGAAGUGAUGUAUCAGGCCACAAAGAGCAAAGGCGUUACUACCUUCCUCUCAGUGUGGCUCUUAGUUGUCUAUGCUGCCUCAAUCCCGUCUCAAUGGGUGACGUGCGGUAGAGUAGCAUGGGCUUUAGCUCGCGAUAUUAACUCCCCGUCAGCAAGAUACUUUGCUAAAGUCGACGACAAGCUAAAGUUUCCUGUCCGCACCACAGUUGCUAGCUUCGGCUUUGUUGCUAUCUAUAGUCUGUUAUACUUGGUUUCCUCGGGCGCUUUCAACACGAUCACCAAUAGUGCGAUACUCUUCCUCCACAUAACUUACGUGGUGCCUCAGGGCAUACUUCUGAUGAAAGGCAGAGCGGGCGCACUACCACUUCGAUACUUGAAGCUUGGCUGCCUCGGCUAUCUCUGCAAUGCCUUUGUCAUUUUGUGGAUUGUUAUACUUGGAGUGUUUGUCUGCCUGCCUCUUGGGUUACCGGUAGAAGCCGAGUCGAUGAAUUAUACGGCUCCCGUGCUAAUUGGUCUAUUUGGCCUUGUGAUCCUGUUGUGGUAUGGACUAGGAAGGGUAGCAUUCCAGGGACCCCAGAUUGACAGGGACAUGAUGCAGGAGGUAAAUUCUGGUCUCAAGUGA